Molecule: messenger RNA, 1784 nt
Organism: Oryza brachyantha (malo sina)
Lineage: Eukaryota; Viridiplantae; Streptophyta; Magnoliopsida; Poales; Poaceae
Product: F-box protein At4g18380-like
Exons: 2
Coding region: 541-1599 (352 amino acids)
Molecular function (GO): protein binding
Source: RefSeq, a predicted model, not a curated record
GAAAAAACUGUUUCUUUGCGAAGGAGGAGGAGGAAGAGGGGGGAGAGGAGGAGUAAGAACACCCCCAAUUUCUCUCGCCCUAAACCCUAAUCCAGUUCGAUUCGCUCCCGCGGCCUCCAAGAUCGACGCUUCCGGGCGCUCCGCCGGUCGGAGGAGCUGCGCGGGGCUCGAUUCCGUGGCGAAAGCCACGGGCUUUUUUUUGGGGAGGCUAGGAAACAGCCUGUCCGGUUGCUCGCCGGCGUCGGAUCCGGCCGUGCGGCGGCGAAAGGUUGGCUCUCGGGGAGGGUUUGGUUCGGCCUCCUCGCGGCCGGUUUUGUUCUGCUUGAGUUGGGUGGCGGUGACUGAGCCGUCAGACGGUUGCGUCGGGCUGCUUCUGCUGCUGCCAUUUGCGUGAGCCAUUCGGAGAGGCUGAGGAGGAGGAGGAGCAGCAGCAGCUUGGCAUUUUCUGUUGCGAGGUAGCGCCCCAUUUGCCCGGGCAAUCUUGCGGGGCGUUCGAUCCGCUGGGGGUGGCGCAAAGGGCGUGACAUUUCGGUUUGUUCGAUGCAUCCCAAGGCCCGAAUCCACGCCGACCCGCUGCUGGAGGUCGACCAGUUCGACCGGCUGCCGGAUUCGCUCGUCCUGGUGAUCCUCAACAAUGUCGAGGACGUGCGGUCGCUUGGUCGGUGCUCCGCCGUGUCGAAGCGGUUCUACGGGCUGGUCCCCCUCGUCCAUGAUGUGUAUGUCAAGAUCGACCGCGUCGUCACGGUCGAUGGAGACGCCGAGGACAUGCUCAACCUGUCGGCGCCGAAGCCCCGGAACAUCCUCUCGCACUUCCUGAAGAUGAUGCUGUUCACGAUCAUCAAGCCGUUCCACGGCAUGCGCGGCCCCAACGGCGCCGGGCGGCCGCUCUUCCCGCAGCUCGCGCAGCACUCGCCGGCGCAGGUGCUGCACAACUUCACGCACAUCCGGAGCCUUCGGAUCGAGCUACCCUCGGGGGAUGUGGGGACGGAGGACGGUGUUCUGCUGAAAUGGCGCGCGGAGUAUGGGAGUACGCUUCAGAAUUGUGUGAUUCUUGGGGGUACUCAGGUCGACCGCAAGCCUGUUGGUGCAGAGCAUGAGCUAUAUUCAGAAGACAAUGGAAGCAUGCCAGAAUCCUUCUAUACCAAUGGUGGUUUGAAACUCCGUGUCGUGUGGACAAUCAGCUCUCUGAUUGCGGCAUCGACGAGACAUUACCUUCUCCGGUCAAUUAUCAAGGAUCACCCUACUCUUACAAGCUUGGUACUGACAGAUGCUGAUGGCCAGGGCACAUUGAGCAUGGGAGCAGAGCAGCUUAAGGAAUUUAGAGAAAACCAGUUGUCCGCCUCGGCAUGUUCUAACAGGACUCAGGUCCCAGCAUGCAACAUGAAGCUCAAAUACGCUCCGUAUCUCGAACUUCCUGGCGGCAUUGCAUUGCAAGGUGCCACAUUGGUUGCUAUCAAGCCCUCAACCAGCAACGGCACUCAUACUAGCCGUAAGGAAUCAGACGCAUUCAUCUCUGGAGCAUUUGAUGGACCGUUCAAGUUCGCUGUGAAGGCGCUGAUGAAGAGGCGAACUUACCUUUUGGAGAUGAACGGCUUCUAGAUAUCUUGUGUUAUUACUGGGCACCUAGUUUGUUGGUUCAGGCAGUCAUCUAGUUACUUAAACCUGUGGUCUGUGUAAUAGGUUGUGCUUGCUGUCUGUUGUGUUAGCUCUUUGUACAGUGGUGACAUUCUGUUGGUUAUAUGGAAAUCAUAUCAAGUUAGUGCAUCUUUCUCAUUGUUCUCCCA